Molecule: messenger RNA, 1158 nt
Organism: Tuber melanosporum (Perigord truffle)
Lineage: Eukaryota; Fungi; Ascomycota; Pezizomycetes; Pezizales; Tuberaceae
Exons: 3
Coding region: 1-690 (229 amino acids)
Biological process (GO): mitochondrial transmembrane transport
Source: RefSeq, a predicted model, not a curated record
AUGGCAGUCCCCUCAAACGUUAUUUAUUUUACCGGAUAUGACACUCUACGAACAUCUGCUUGGUCGCCAUUUGCCCACUUGGGCGCAUUUUGGGGCCCUCUUAUUGCUGGAUCUGCAGCGAGGGCUAUCGCAGCUACUGCUAUUUCACCAAUUGAGAUGUUUAAAACCAGACUACAGGCCGUAUCAAACACUCACCUAAAUUCGUCAAAAGGAAUCUUCCGGGCUACCUUCGACACCACCAAGGAUAUGGUAGCGAAAGAAGGCGUUAGGUCUCUCUGGCGUGGGUUGGAAUUGACCCUCUGGCGUGACGUACCUUUUUCUGGGGUUUACUGGCUGGGAUAUGAAACCAUCAAGUCAUUCAUACGUUCCGAAAGAGAACGAGAGCGGCACCUCACCUUUACAGAUUCUUUUAUUGCUGGUGCAGUUUCUGGGUCAGUCGCCGCUUUCCUCACGCAGCCUUUCGACGUUGGGAAGACUCGACGUCAGAUCUCUGCACCUGCUGGUGUCGAAACAAAGGGGGAUAUGCCGAGAGUGCUCUAUAACAUUUUCAAAGUCGAAGGCGCAUCCGGCCUCUGGAGAGGCUGCGUACCUAGAAUCCUGAAGGUUUCACCUGCCUGUGCUAUCAUGAUCUCAAGUUACGAAGUAGGCAAAAAGGCCGCUAGAAAAAUGAACGAAAAACACGAAGUCUAAUGCCCUUUUUUCCCUUAACGUGGUGUAUGAUUACGAGGAUUUCUUCUUCUCCCUUCCAUCGGUGUGCAUGGUUAACGUAAUUUUACCCUAUUUCUUUCAGUAUCCUUUUCUUACUUCGAUAGGGUAGUGCAUAGCUUUCCUUCUUCCUUCCCCUCUGUUUUACCUUUACCUUAUAAGCACGUUGACCUGGCUUAGGGGUUUAGAGGGCUCUUCUUUUUGUAUAAAGUCCGCAUGCUCUUAUUCUCAUUCUUGCUCUCCUUUACUUUUUCUCCCCACGCUCUCCUAAAAAAAAACUCACUUAAGUCGUUCUUUUUUCUCCUACAAUUAUCUGGUGGUGGCGGUGGUGUAUGAUAUGGGGGAAAAAAAUAGAUCUGCUUUGGAAAUCUGUUGGCUUGGAUGCAUGGUUCUAUACCCUUGGAAAUUAAAACGCUCAUGCCUUAAUGCAACAUGUAUGAGCGUUACGUUGUA